This is a messenger RNA of Aspergillus melleus, 2817 nucleotides long. It is a transcript of the gene prp1, whose product is annotated as U4/U6-U5 snRNP complex subunit PRP6. Gene Ontology annotation, molecular function: protein binding. Bases 1 to 2817 code for a protein of 938 amino acids. Gene Ontology annotation, biological process: mRNA splicing, via spliceosome; spliceosomal tri-snRNP complex assembly. NCBI's taxonomy places the organism in Eukaryota, Fungi, Ascomycota, Eurotiomycetes, Eurotiales, Aspergillaceae. The transcript has 3 exons. The record is from RefSeq and is a predicted model, not a curated record. Gene Ontology annotation, cellular component: U4/U6 x U5 tri-snRNP complex; catalytic step 2 spliceosome.
AUGGCCUCCGGUCGGAAGGACUUCCUUAGCCAGCCUGCGCCGGAGAACUACGUGGCGGGGCUGGGUCGAGGUGCGACAGGCUUCACCACCCGCUCAGAUCUGGGACCGGCACGCGAAGGCCCUACGCCCGAGCAAAUCCAGGCCGCACUUGCUAAGAGAGCGCAACAACUUGGAGCGGCUCCUCCAACAGCAUAUGGCGCCGGACGUGAGAAGGGUGGGAAGGAGGAAAAAGAGGAAGAGGAAGAGGACGAGCGUUUUCAGGACCCGGACAAUGAAGUCGGACUCUUUGCAUACGGACAAUUCGAUCAAGAAGAUGACGAGGCAGAUCGCAUCUACAGGGAGGUAGACGAGAAGAUGGACAAGCGUCGGAAAAUAAGAAGGGAAGCCCGCGAACGCCAAGAGCAAGAAGAUUACGAACGUAAAAACCCCAAGAUUCAACAGCAGUUCGCGGAUUUGAAACGGUCACUUGCGUCUGUGUCCGAGGAUCAAUGGGCCAGCCUCCCCGAGGUCGGAGAUCUCACGGGGAAGCAUAGACGGACAAAACAGAACCUUCGCCAACGAUUCUAUGCUGUCCCCGAUAGUGUCAUCGCUGGCGCAAGGGAUUCCACUCAGUUCGAGGCUACAGUUGCGGAUGACGGUGCCGCUGCGGACGCACAUGGGUCCGAGGGGGCUGACGGAGCUAUGACGAAUUUUGCCGAUAUCAGUGCGGCUCGUGAUAAAGUGUUGCAAGUGAAGCUUGACCAGGCCGCCAUGGGUUCGUCUGGGGAUUCGGCCUCGGGAAGUGCGACCAAUAUCGACCCCAAAGGAUACCUUACUAGUCUCACUCAGUCGGAGGUCAAAGCUGGCGCGGUUGAAGUUGGAGACAUAAAGCGAGUUCGUGUUUUGCUGGAAUCUGUGACGAGAACGAACCCCAAACACGCACCGGGGUGGCUCGCGCUUGCGCGACUGGAAGAACUCGCUGGUCGGAUCGUGUCGGCCAGAAACAUCAUCGCAAAAGGCUGCGAGCUGUGUCCAAAGAGCGAGGAUGCGUGGCUUGAAAACAUUCGGCUUAACGAGGGCCAUAAUGCCAAGGUCAUAGCCGCAAACGCCAUCAAGAACAAUGACCGCUCCACGAGGCUGUGGAUCGAAGCUAUGCGGUUGGAAUCCGAGCCCCGUGCUAAAAAGAACGUGCUACGACAGGCCAUCCUUCACAUCCCACAGUCCGUAGCUAUCUGGAAAGAAGCUGUGAACCUGGAGGAUGAUCCCGCAGAUGCACGGCUUCUGCUGGUGAAAGCUGUUGAAAUGAUACCACUGUCCGUGGAGCUAUGGCUUGCUCUUGCUCGACUUGAGACCCCCGAGAACGCCCAAAAGGUUUUGAACGCUGCCCGAAAAGCCGUCCCUACCAGCCACGAAAUCUGGAUUGCUGCGGCCCGGUUACAAGAGCAAAUGGGAACCUUCGAGAAGGUGAAUGUUAUGAAGAGAGCCGUGCAAUCACUCGCCAGGGAAAACGCUAUGUUGAAGAGAGAAGAAUGGAUCGCCGAAGCCGAGAAGUGUGAGGAAGAAGGGGCAGUCCUCACGUGCGGUGCGAUCGUACGGGAGACUCUGGGAUGGGGUCUAGAUGAGGAUGAUGACAGGAAGGAUAUCUGGAUGGAUGACGCAAAAUCAAGUAUUGCUAGGGGCAAGUAUGAGACCGCCAGGGCUAUCUAUGCUUAUGCAUUGCGGGUAUUUGUCAACCGUCGGUCGAUUUGGCUUGCAGCAGCAGACCUUGAGCGCAACCAUGGUAGCAAAGAAGCGCAGUGGCAGGUUCUUGAGAAAGCCGUCGAAGCUUGCCCACAGAGUGAAGAACUAUGGCUGCAGCUCGCCAAGGAGAAAUGGCAGACUGGCGAGAUUGAUGAGGCUAGACGUGUGCUUGGUCGCGCCUUCAACCAAAAUCCGAACAACGAGGACAUCUGGCUGGCUGCCGUCAAGCUUGAGGCAGAUGCCCAGCAGACCGAUCAAGCCCGAGAACUCCUGGCAACUGCUCGUCGUGAAGCAGGCACAGACCGUGUCUGGAUCAAGAGUGUUGCCUUCGAACGGCAACUAGGUAAUAUUGAUGAGGCGCUCGAUCUGGUGAACCAAGGUCUCCAGCUUUAUCCCAAGGCCGACAAGCUGUGGAUGAUGAAGGGCCAAAUCUAUGAGUUGCAGAAGAAAUACCCGCAAGCUCGAGAAGCCUAUAGCACCGGCUUUAGGGCCUGCCCGAAGUCGGUUCCCCUUUGGCUGCUGGCUUCCAGGUUAGAAGAAAAGGCCGGGGCUGUCGUGAAAGCCCGUUCGGUCCUAGAUCGGGCUCGACUUGCCGUUCCCAAGAAUGCAGAGUUGUGGACGGAAAGUGUUCGUGUCGAGCGAAGAGCGAACAAUAUCGGCCAAGCGAAGGUCCUCAUGGCAAAAGCUCUACAGGAAGUGCCAGCGUCCGGGUUAUUAUGGAGCGAAAGUAUUUGGUAUCUUGAACCACGGGCGCAGCGCAAGGCGCGGAGUUUGGAGGCAAUCAAGAAGGUUGAUAACGACCCCAUUCUAUUCAUCACGGUGGCCCGGAUCUUCUGGGGUGAGCGUCGCUUAGAGAAAGCGAUGACAUGGUUUGAGAAAGCGAUUGUCUGCGACAGCGAUCUGGGGGAUGGCUGGGCUUGGUACUACAAAUUCUUGUUGCAACAUGGUACUGAGGAGAAACGAGCCGAUGUGAUAUCCAAGUGCAUCUCGACUGAGCCCAAGCACGGCGAGAUCUGGCAAUCGAUCGCAAAGGACCCGGCCAAUGCCCAAAAAUCCACCGAGGAAAUCCUGAAGAUGGUCGCAAACUCUCUGUCCUAA